AUGAAUUUUCUCAUGAGGCCAGUGAGGUGCUCUCACUCAUCACGAGCCUCAAGCCAGCUCAUCUACUUACGGACCCCUACAAAAUGCACGCGACACUUGUCGUCCACCCCUCGGCCGAGGAGGCACACGAGCUUUCCCCAUCACGAUGACCAGGUGCCUCGACUCGCAAAACAGCCUCUUCACCAGCUGAGCCUGGCAGACCUCGUUAAGCACGGCCGGCCACCUCUGUCGGCAGAGGCCCUCCUCUCUUCUGCCCGUUUCACGCUGUCGCUGCUCCCAAUUCGUCUCGCACACCGCAUACAGGCCCUGCGCAACCUGCCCUACAUUGUGGUGUCCAACAGCCACAUCACCAAGAUUUACAACAAUUACGAGCACUCGCUCUCCACCCUGCUUCCAUGGCUCGAGGACUCCCCCAACAGCAAACACACCCUCUCCACGCUCGAGGAUGAGAUCCGCUUCACCGAGGUCCUCGCCGAGCUGGUCCAGACCCACACCGACACCAUCCCGAUCCUCGCCCAGGGUUUCCUCGAGUGCAGGCGGUACAUAAGCCCGGCCGAGGUCACGCGCUUCCUGGACGAGCACCUGCGCGCGCGCAUCGGCACGAGGCUGAUCGCCGAGCAGCACAUCGCGCUGCACUUCUCGUCAAAGCCGCACUUCGACCCCGGCGCCUCGCCCACGCCGUGCACCGACCACCCGUCCUUCAUCGGCGUCAUCGACACGGCCCUGCGGCCAGCGGGCGUCAUCGACUCGUGCGGCGAGUUCGUCGCCGACAUCUGCGAGCUCAAGUACGGCGUCCGCCCGCGCUGGGAGAUAGACGGCGACCCGGACACGACCUUCGCCUUCGUGCCCAACCACCUCGAGUACAUCGUCACCGAGCUGCUCAAGAACGCCUUCCGCGCCACCGUCGAGAGCGGCAUGACCAGGGAGCCCGUCGUCAUCACCAUCGCCCCCGAGCCGCCCACCGGCGACAAUGACAAGUCGUCGCCCCCGGCCCAGACCCCGCCGGCAAGGCACUCGCCCACCACAACCAGCGACGCCAUACGGCCCCUCGAUGACAACGCCCCGGGCGUGACCAUCCGCAUCCGUGACCGUGGCGGCGGCAUCGGGCCGGAGAUCCUGCCCAACAUAUGGUCUUACUCAUUCACCACCAUGGCGGAGGAUAACGAUGUGCCCGGCGUGGGAGGCGGCAGCGGCAUCAUCAACAACAACCUACAUACCAGCUCCGGCAUCGACGCGCUGAGCGUCAUCUCUAACUCCGGCAACGGCGGCAGCUCCAUCGCGGGGCUGGGGUACGGCCUGCCGCUGGGGCGGGCCUAUGCCGAGUACUUUGGCGGGGGUGUCGCCGUGCAGAGCUUGUACGGCUGGGGCACGGAUGUGUACCUGAGGCUCAAGGGCGUCGGGCGGAUAGAGUGA
Messenger RNA from Diaporthe batatas, 1413 nucleotides. RefSeq lists its product as uncharacterized. Bases 1 to 1413 code for a protein of 470 amino acids. NCBI's taxonomy places the organism in Eukaryota, Fungi, Ascomycota, Sordariomycetes, Diaporthales, Diaporthaceae. The record is from RefSeq and is a predicted model, not a curated record. Gene Ontology annotation, biological process: protein phosphorylation; regulation of glucose metabolic process. Gene Ontology annotation, molecular function: pyruvate dehydrogenase (acetyl-transferring) kinase activity. Gene Ontology annotation, cellular component: mitochondrion. The transcript is spliced from 2 exons.